Messenger RNA from Sorex araneus (European shrew), 750 nucleotides. It is a transcript of the gene RBP1, whose product is annotated as retinol binding protein 1. Gene Ontology annotation, molecular function: fatty acid binding. Lineage: Eukaryota; Metazoa; Chordata; Mammalia; Eulipotyphla; Soricidae. The transcript is spliced from 4 exons. Gene Ontology annotation, cellular component: nucleus; cytosol. The record is from RefSeq and is a predicted model, not a curated record. Gene Ontology annotation, biological process: fatty acid transport; vitamin A metabolic process; retinoic acid biosynthetic process. The coding region runs from base 105 to 512 and encodes 135 amino acids.
CCGCCCCCAGCCCCCGGCCCCCGAGGGCGCGCAGUUCCGGGCCGCCCACCGCCCCGACAACCUCGCCAGCCGCCCGCUCCCGGCCGUCCCAGCAGCGCCCCGAGAUGCCGGUCGAUUUCUCUGGGUACUGGAAGAUGCUGAGCAAUGAGAAUUUCGAGGAGUACCUGCGCGCCCUCGAUGUCAACGUGGCCUUGCGCAAAAUCGCCAACUUGCUGAAGCCAGACAAAGAAAUCGUGCAGGAGGGCGAGCACAUGAUCAUCCGCACGCUGAGCACCUUCCGCAACUACAUCAUGGACUUCCAGGUGGGCACGGAGUUCGAGGAGGACCUGACGGGCAUCGAUGACCGCAAGUGCAUGACCACGGUGAGCUGGGACGGGGACAAGCUGCAGUGCGUGCAGAAGGGCGAGAAGGAGGGACGCGGCUGGACGCAGUGGAUCGAGGGGGACGAGCUGCACCUGGAGAUGAGAGUACAGGGUGUGGUCUGCAAGCAGGUGUUCAAGAAGGUGCACUGAGGCCGGGCGCGAGGCCACCCCGGGCGUCCAGCGGCUAGCGGCGUGGACACAAAGGCCAGGACCCGCACCCCCUUCCCGGUCAGCCCUCCUUGGAUCUGCAUGAAAGAGAAUUGCCCAGCCUUCCCCUCCACGCUGUCUCCCCACCCUCCCAGGGCAUCUGUUCCCAGAGUCUGUCUCCCGGUUUUGUCUCUCGCUUUCCUUUAAACAAAGACGCCCAAUAAAAGCCAUCACGGCUGUU